Messenger RNA from Antechinus flavipes (yellow-footed antechinus), 5539 nucleotides. RefSeq names its product DAB adaptor protein 1 (gene DAB1). The coding region runs from base 282 to 2060 and encodes 592 amino acids. NCBI's taxonomy places the organism in Eukaryota, Metazoa, Chordata, Mammalia, Dasyuromorphia, Dasyuridae. The record is from RefSeq and is a predicted model, not a curated record. Gene Ontology annotation, biological process: lateral motor column neuron migration; ventral spinal cord development. The transcript is spliced from 17 exons.
AGGCUGAUGGGAAGGAGGGUACACAUUCCAGACAUAAUUAUGAUCCCAGCUGUGUACUUUGUCCUUCCUUCUCUCAGGCCUCUCCCCCUUUGUGAGAGGUGCCCAGGCUUUGAAGGCUGUUAAAGACUUUGUCGGCUUCCCUAGCCCUCGAGUGGAGUGAGUGAGAUGUGCUGUCGGUGGGCAUAGUAUCUGAAGGGAGAAGCCGUUCUCUGGGAGAGGAAUUCUCAAUGAGCCUGCCCAAGACACUGGAUCUGUGUGAAGAGGACUAAGGAUAUAAUAGGAUGUCAACGGAGACAGACCUGCAAGUGGCUGUUAAAUCCAGCACCAAGAGAGACUCCAAAAAGAAAGGUCAGGAUCGCAGCGAAGCCACUUUAAUAAAGAGGUUCAAGGGUGAAGGCGUCCGGUACAAGGCCAAGCUGAUCGGCAUUGAUGAAGUUUCUGCCGCACGGGGAGACAAGUUAUGUCAAGAUUCUAUGAUGAAGCUCAAGGGAGUUGUCGCUGGAGCCCGUUCCAAAGGCGAACACAAACAGAAAAUCUUUUUAACCAUUUCCUUUGGAGGAAUCAAAAUCUUUGAUGAAAAGACAGGAGCUCUCCAGCAUCAUCAUGCUGUGCACGAGAUUUCCUACAUUGCAAAGGAUAUCACAGAUCACCGAGCCUUUGGAUACGUGUGUGGGAAAGAAGGAAACCACAGAUUCGUGGCCAUCAAAACAGCCCAGGCAGCCGAACCCGUGAUCCUCGACCUGCGUGAUCUCUUUCAACUCAUUUAUGAAUUGAAACAGAGAGAAGAGCUGGAGAAGAAGGCACAGAAGGAUAAACAGUGCGAGCAGGCGGUAUACCAGACAAUUUUGGAGGAGGAUGUAGAAGAUCCCGUGUACCAGUACAUUGUGUUUGAGGCUGGACAUGAGCCAAUCCGUGAGCCUGAAACGGAAGAGAACAUUUAUCAGGUUCCUACCAGCCAAAAGAAGGAGGGAGUUUAUGAUGUGCCAAAAAGUCAGCCUGUGAGUUUCCAGAACGGUCACUCCUUUGAUGACUUUGAAGAGCGCUUUGCAGCUGCCAUACCGAACCGAAACUCACUGGUGGACUUUGAAGAGUGUUUCAGGGUCGAUAAUCAGGCUGUGACCCAGUUAGAGCUUUUUGGGGACAUGUCCACCCCUCCAGAUAUAACCUCCCCCCCAACUCCUGCAACUCCAGGUGAUGCCUUUAUCCCGUCUUCAUCUCAGACACUCCCCGCUAGUGCCGAAAUGUUUGGUUCUGUUCCUUUCAGCACUACUGCUGUACCCUCAGGUUACGUUGCCAUGGGCGCCGUCCUCCCCUCAUUUUGGGGGCAGCAGCCCCUAGUUCAGCAGCAAAUCGCCAUGGGUGCUCCGCCGCCAGUGGCGCAGGUGAUGCCCGGGGGUCAGCCAAUAGCGUGGGGCCAGCCGGGCAUCUUCCCCGCCCCCCAGCAGGCGUGGCCGUCCGUGGCCGGCCAGUUCCCGCCCGCCGCCUUCCUGCCCACACAGACUGUGAUGCCUUUGCCGGCCGCCAUGUUCCAAGGUGCCCUCGCCCCCCUCGCCGCGCUCCCCGCCACCAGCGACUCCACCCGGUCCAGCCCCCAGACAGACAGGCCCCGGCAGAAAAUGGGGAAAGAAAUGUUUAAGGAUUUCCAGAUGGUCCCGCCUCCCCCGGUGCCCUCCCGGAAACCCGACCAGCCUUCCCUCAGUUGUACCUCAGAGGCCUUCUCCAGUUACUUCAACAAAGUCGGGGUGGCUCAGGACACGGACGACUGUGACGACUUCGACAUCUCCCAACUGAACUUGACCCCUGUGACUUCAACGACGCCAUCGACCAACUCACCUCCAACCCCUGCACCCAGGCAAAGUUCUCCAUCAAAAUCAUCAGCAUCCCAUGCCAGUGACCCCACCACGGAUGACAUCUUUGAAGAGGGCUUUGAGAGCCCCAGCAAAAGUGAAGAGCAGGAAGCUCCUGAUGGGUCUCAGGCCUCAUCCAGCAGUGAUCCAUUUGGUGAGCCCAGUGGUGGGGACCCCAGUGGUGAUAAUAUAAGUCCAGAGGUCGGUAGCUAGAUAGCGCAGGUUGGGGACUACGAAUCCCUCUAUGCGCAGAUCAACAGACCUAAGAAAUAGCAACAUUGCGGGUUUGGGGUGGGUGCUUCAAGACUGAAAUGGAAACCUACAUCUCAACAGGCCUUGGGCUCUCCUGCUUUCUUUGACAUGACCCCAUCUGACAAUGGAAUUGAUGGUUGCCUGCUGAACUAAUUCUACAGAUGGACCUGACCAUUUGGGCAACCAGCGGCUAAUAUCUAUGGCAGCACAAAAAGAAAAAAAAAAAAAAAAAAGGAACUCCCCCCAUCAUCACCAUCCCUGGAAUAGCCCAACAAUUGCUUACCCUACAAAAUACCCUGAGCCCUCUUGACAAGAGUUCCGAUUUAUCGACGAUGGGAAAUUUUAGUCUCUUUCUGUUUCUUUCAUCUUCAACCAUUGCAUUUGGAGUCACCAGCAGUGAAAAGUUAACUUGUAAUGGCCACUUAUUUGUUUAAAGCAAAGACAGAGGGCCUGGUGUGCUCACAAGAUCAUUGUCAGGCCCUUGGGCCCAAGUCUCCAUUUUUACAUCAAUGAUGAUUGUUUCUCAUCACUACAGAAACCAGUCCUGCCAUGUGGCUUUGAUUUGGGGGUUCUCCUUCCCCCUAGCAUAUUUAAAGAUAAUGAGUGUACCAUUUUUGUACUUCUUGGUAACUUCUCCCCCCCAAUAAGUGAUGAAAUAUAGCUGGAAAUUGCCUCAUGUGAAAUAAAUGUUAACUUGAAAUCACAGAAUAAAAUCACACAACUGAUUAUUUCUGAUGAUUUUUUUAAAUGGUUGCCAAAAGGACCUCUUUGCUCCCGUGCUUCAGGAUGGAGAAAUGCUGCUUUCAGAUUGAACACUCGCACUAUGGGAAGAAAAUGCAUCAUCUCUCUUGGAUGAGAAGGAGGAAAAAACUCAUAUUAUUUCCUAGAAAACUCCAAAUGCUAAGUACAAUAAAGGAAUAUUUUUUAUUUCUCCAAUCUCUUGCUGCUGUGAUGCUAUGCAGACAAGUGUUCUCUUCUCUGUGUGCCACUUUUUUUUAAAGAAAAUUAUUUGCCAAAUAAUCCCGGUCCAAUUUUAAUUUGCAGAUUCAGAUGAAACAGACUUUCCGAAUAGGACAAUGGAGGCAUGAACAGUGGGAUAACAAACUGAUCCUCUAAUGCAAAUGGUUCAUCUCUAUCUCUUUUUGUACAUCAGAAAAUUCAAAUGGGAUUUCUUUUUUUUAUUUUAUAUCUUGAAAAAGGAAAAAAAAAUAUUACCAUAAAACUCUUGCAUUGGGUAAGGGAAAUGGCUUUAAGGAGGUCCAAUGUUGAUAAUUUUUUUUUGUAAAUAUCAAUCUUAAUGAUAAUUCUUUUAAAUAAUGCCAUUACACUGUAGAGAAAGGAACAGAUGGCUCUGUGACAAGUUGGAAGGACAGUUCUUACAUGCAGUAAGGUUUCCACAAGUUUAUGCUGAUAUGAGAAGGGGCUAGAGCUCAGGUGUGUCUGGCAGUAGCAAUUAGCCAAUCAGCAACUAAUGAAAGUUGGAGGGAUCACAUGAGGUAACGAUCUCACUUUGUCCACAAAAUUACCCAAACUCCAUGUAAACAAAAAAUAUAUAUAUACAUAUAUGCAUCUAGACAGCAUGUGCAUAUAAAGUAUACAUGCCCCUUUGGAGCCUGUCUUUUUGAUUCUUGACCCCUCCCCUAUGGGAAUCAUGGGACUGUUUGUACAUGAGACAGAGAGUUUUAGCUUCCUUUUUUUACAUUUAUGGGCGGGGGGGAGUAUAGUGUUUGGUUCCUUACUCUGUUUAGCACAUGCUUUUCAUACAGAAGCUCUAUAUUUUUGCCCUCCAGAGAAUUCUUAUACAGGUCAAACAUGUUUUCCUAAUGUUCCUAUGCAGUUACCGCGAGUUGGAUUCGCAGUUUAACAGUAAGAAGAAAAAACUGUAAAGGGAUCAUGGUUCAUCUGUGUCUAGGGUUAUUAUCAUGAUUUCAAAGUUUGAACAGGUAAAGGUGCAUCACUGUCAUGGAUUUCAACAGACCAGGAUGCAGUCGUCAUUUAUGCUGUCAUCUUGGCGUGCCCUGAAAUGGCUUAAAGCUUGUUUUCCAUCGACAAAGAACAGAAGUAUAAAUCGAGAAGGUUGGGGCCGAAUUUUGCGAUAUCUGGCUGCUGAAAUUUACCGUCUUGAUAAUAUGAUCACCAUAAAUUCUAUGGGACUGAUUUUUAGAAGGGAAAGUGUCCAAGAUGAGAGAGAUGAAGAGACUACUCUACUCCCCCUUACCUUCUUUUCUCUCCUCUUCCCUUUUGCUUCUCUUCCCAUCCCAUCUUUUUUUCUUCUCUGUCUCUCCUUUUUUUCUCUUUUCUUCACCUCUCUCUCCUUUUACCUCUCCUUUGUUUCUUUCGCUUUUCUAUCUAGUCUUUUUCUUUCACCUCUCUUCUUUUCUCUUCUUCUCUUUCCCUUUCUUUUCUACUCUCUCCUUUCCCUCCAUUUCCCAUUUUUCCCAUUGUCUUCUUUGUCCCUUUUGCCCUUCUGCUCUCCCUUUCUUUUAUCUUUGAAUUGCUUCCUAUCAUUUUCACAAGAAUGAACAUGACUUUUAUGAGGAAAUCACAUUCUUCGGUCAAUGGUUAUAACAAAAUGGCGGGGAGAAGGGAAUGUAACAAUUAUGUUGAAAUAAGAUGGGUUGUAUUUGAAGUGAAUCAGUGAGGUUGAUCAUUCCCAUUAAGCAAGUUUUAGAAAACUGUAUGCUGUUUUAUGAUUUGUGCUCCAACAAGUGGUGCUAUCUUCUGCCUCAAUGUGGCUGUCUUCUCAUUUUUGUCUCGAUCACAAACUGUUUCCAACCUUGGUUGAUUUAGAAGUAGUCAAACUGUUUCACUGAUGCUUUGGGGAAAUAUUUUUAGAGCAGAAUCUGACAGCCCAGUGGGUUUGCUGCCACUCACAGGACUCCAUUGGGAAUGCCUGCUCUUUGAAACAUAAAGAAAUCCAUGGAAUAAGUUGAGGGAUGGAAAGUUGGCACUUAAAACUACUGUCCAUCUUCUCAUUGGCAAUGGUUUUUUGUAGGGUGGUAGUCAGGGAAGCUAGAACUACCGAGUCCUUUCAAAGGAAUAUCAACCAUCUUGUGUUCUGUAGCAAAGAGGCUGAAACCCAGGUCACAGGGAGCCUGCACUAGACUAGUUCCAUACACCACUUGUAUACACUGUUUAUUCCUCAUCCUUCACUGGCACUAAAUUUGUCACUUUAAAUUUUAAAACCAGGGAAACUCAAGCUCCAUCUUGUUACCAUUCCCCAUAGUUCUUCAAUCUCUACAUGUAACGAGACAAUUUCAACAGACCAUAGUCACCCCAGUGUCUAAUGAAAUGUCAUCCUCUAAUGUACUGGGCACCUUUUUUUCAGAAAUAAUAAUGAUUAUGAUAAUGACAACAAUGAUGUUUACUCUGUGGGUUUUGUUCAAUUCCAUUUCUGCGUUCUGACACAUAUUUUUUUAAUAAAGAGGAGAAAGAUAAAA